Molecule: messenger RNA, 1563 nt
Organism: Phaeoacremonium minimum UCRPA7
Lineage: Eukaryota; Fungi; Ascomycota; Sordariomycetes; Togniniales; Togniniaceae
Product: putative integral membrane protein
Exons: 8
Coding region: 1-1563 (520 amino acids)
Biological process (GO): retrograde transport, endosome to Golgi
Cellular component (GO): Golgi apparatus; membrane
Source: RefSeq, a predicted model, not a curated record
AUGAAGCGGUGGCUCUCAGUCCUUCUAUUGCUGGCGCUGUCCAUGAGGACAGUGCAGGCCUUAGAAGUGAAGAUGGACCAGACCGACGAGAACCGCCAACGAUGCGCUGGCAUGUACAGUCGCUCUGCAUGGGGUGGUCCGGUCGAUCCGUUCAUCCUGAUCAAAUUCCUCCCGGUCACGACGGAUGCGGACCCUAUUAAAGUCGGAAUCUGCGAACCGAAAUACGUCCCCGGUUAUUGCAACGAAACUGAUAUUGGAGAGUACAUCCUAACGCCCAAUGCCACCGAGAAGUCGAGCAACCUUAUCCUCACGAGAGCUGUCCAUCUCAAGGAUAGCCAACCAAUCAGAUAUGAUAUAAAGAAGACGGGCUAUUAUUGUGUUCUUACGGACAAGUAUACGGCGACCGAUUAUACUGCCGUUGUUGAGUUCCGAAACGCAUAUGGAGAAUUACCCGCAACCCAGAUCCCCAAGCUGCCUUUCUAUGGAGGAAUAACGAUUCUCUAUGCAUUGGUUGCAGUAUUCUGGGGCUUCCUAUACUACCAACAUCAUUCCGAUAUUUUGGCUGUCCAAAACUACAUCACUGCUAUCCUGUUAUUCCUUGUUGUGGAGAUGCUCAUGACUUGGGGUUUCUAUGACUUUUUGAAUAGACAUGGCGCAAGCAUAGGAUCAAAAGUCCUGCUAAUUGUCGUGGCCGUUCUAAACGCUGCUAGAAACUCUUUCUCUUUCUUCCUGCUUUUGAUUGUCUGUAUGGGAUACGGAGUCGUGAAACACACGCUUGGUCGGACUAUGAUCUGGGUCCGGUGGCUUGCAAUCGCACAUUUCGUGUUUGGCCUGGUCUACGCAGUCACUAGUCUUCUGAUCACCCCUGACAGUGCUGGCCCCUUCGUCCUGCUCAUUGUUCUACCCCUGGCGGGAACCUUGACGGCUUUCUAUGUGUGGACUCUCAACUCUUUGAACCUGACGCUCAAAGAUCUACGCGAGCGCAAGCAACACGCCAAGGAGUCCAUGUACAAGAAGCUGUGGUGGUGCAUUCUUCUCAGCAUCCUGGUCAUCUUUGCAUUCUUUUUCUUCAACAGCUUCUCCUUUGCCUCCGCCAGUGACCCUGACUACGUGCCUUUCCAUUGGAAGUCGCGCUGGUUCGUCCUGGACGGCUGGUUGAACCUGGUGUAUUUCGCAGAUGUGGCCUGGAUCGCCUACGUUUGGCGCCCUACCGCAAACAACCGGCGCUUCGCGAUGAGCGACGAAAUCGCACAGGAUGACGAUGGCACGUUUGAGAUCUCCAACAUGGACAUCGGUGCUCCAGAUGACUCGGACGACGACGAGGAGGCGAGAGUUGGUACAAAGCCCACGGCAAGCAGCCAGCCGGCAGGCGCUAGAUACGAGCCUCCCGCUGGGCCACCCCCAGGCACUAGCAGCAGCCAGCAGAGAAAGGUGUCAGAGGCACCGCGCGACUCCCUAGACGGCGAGACCAUAUUCGCAGUUGGCGAGGAUGGUGACAAGUUCUCAGAUGACGGAAGCGACUCGGGCGAGGAAGCAGGGCUCGUCCGGCAGGGCAGGAAAUGA